Messenger RNA from Leptosia nina, 2568 nucleotides. The record is from the annotation of a GenBank genome assembly. NCBI's taxonomy places the organism in Eukaryota, Metazoa, Arthropoda, Insecta, Lepidoptera, Pieridae.
AUGUUACUAGUAUUUCGCCAAUUACCGUGGUUCUUACGCUUAAACAAACCUUUAAAAUACGAUGUAAAGGAGAUAACAGAGAAGUUUCCGCUGGCGACAUAUUUAGCCAGUGUUUUGCCUCAGUUACCAGAAAAAGCAAAAUCAAUUGAAUGUAAGGACUACGAUACUAAUGAACUGAGUGUUAUAACUACGGUUUUAGAAAGAAAGCUGGUAUCAUCAUGGUACAUUCAAUAUAUUUCCCAGGAAAUCAGUUUCCCUUUUGCUUGCAAACAGUUACUGGAUCAGAUGAUCAGCAAAGGCUUUCAGAUAUGCAAUAAAAUAGAAACUAAAGAUGUUUAUGUCCACAUUUGUGCAAUUGGUAUAAGUCAUUUAAAAGAAUAUAAGAAAGCUUUAAAACGACAUGAGAAAUCUCCUUCAAAAACAACAGAAACUUUGUACAAAAGGAUCCACCACAUAUCUGACCCUAAAAACAAAAAAUCUGCAACUGCUGAUCACUGUGUUAACAUAAUUAGGAUAAUAUUAAAAGAACUUGUACCCUGGGAGUUGUGGGACACACCACAUUCUGAACUCUUAGUUAGAAUUCUUGCUAAGAAGUUAGAUACAUUUAUUGACUCUACAAUAUCUGAUCCUCUUUGGCUGAAUGACAAGUUAAUAACUAUUUUAGCAUCAACAAAAGAAGAAAAAGUAGAAAAGAAGGAGCCACAUUUUCAGGAAGAGCAGAAAAUAGUAAAAGAUGAAAAAUUGGACAUCCAAGCUCUUGGAUCCAAUGAAUUUAAGGAUAUACCUGAAGAAGCCAAUAAAGUUGACAAUGUUGGAGGUAUGGAAAAGAAUGAUAAAUGUAUUGAAGCAAAAGAGGUAGUCACAAGUACAGAGUCAGUUGAAAUUAAACCAGUUUUGAGGCAAAGACGUGGGAGACAGGGCAAGAAUGAAGUUAAAAUUUAUGACAGAAUCAUCGAGGGUAGUGUGAAAACAUGGGAGACUGACAUGGACCUUCAAUGCAUCAGCAUGGGUCAAGAUUUAUUAGCCAGCUUAGAUGAACUGACCCUCAGUCGCCUGUGGGGACAUGAGGAAACCGAGACUAGUCCCAAUAUAAGAAGUGUCUCUCCACAGCCACUUUGGUUUGGUGAAGAAGACGCUAUAGACUUGGACACAGAAACAUCAAAGGAUACUAAAGGCAGUCCAAAAGCCACUGAUGCACUGCUCAAAGACAUCCAGAGUACAAUGAACCAGGCGAAGAGCAAAAUCGGAGACCUGCAGGUCCCGUUGCACGUAGACAAGCGUCCCAGUGAUGAAGCAGCAGGCAUGAUGGAGGGAUUACUGGAUAAAGGGAUCGCAGGUAUCAAAAAGGGAUUGCGCUUGACGGGACUUAGUGAUGAUUCACAGGAGAAAUCGCCGUCUCAUAAAUCUGGGGAAAAAAUAUCACCAUCUGAAAUGAACAGGCAGAGGCAGGGAAAACUUGAAAUGGUCACAGAGCAUAGAGACAUAAAAGAGUUUAUUCCAAAAGAUGAAGCAAACUCUGCGCCAAUAUUAAUUAAACAGCAACGAGUGACUUCGCAAGAUAGCACGUCCCAGGUCAGAGCCCGAGUGGAACACUUGCCCUUCAGUUUGUCUGACUCUCCGGAGCCCCAAUAUGAAGAGGCGGCUGACCUUUCUCAUACCAUCGCAAAACUGAGGUCAUUACUAAAUGAGGCUACGCCGAGAACUGAAGAGAUUUGGUGGGAGGGGGCGGAGGAGACUCGCGGUAGAACGCAGAGUCAUAACUCGGAGAGACACGUCGAUACUGCUACUCUAGCAGAUGAAUAUGACAUGAAUCUGGAGCGAAACGCCUCACCGGGGCAAACUACCAACAAUAUGCAGCGACUUGAUAAACUGUUUCAACGCACUGUUACCGGCGUAUUUAAUUCUAUUAAGACAGCAGUGGGGGCGGAGGGCGAGGGUGAACCUCCCAGACAGUGGACCUACGUUGCCACCAAUAUGGAAAUUAGCGUGGGUAGCGCAGUGGCUCGCCUCGUGGGUUCUCGUCGCGCGAUGUCUCAUGUUGACACCGCUCUUGAUUCGCUCCAGCAGUUGCCUGCUCCAGUCUCCCAACCGCCGCCCUCUGACGACUUCGAGGAGUGGUGCGUGGGCCAAGCUAGAUGGAGUAGUACUUGUGAAGUUCUGUGUGAGUUGGGUCUGUUUGAGGAGCAUGUCUCGUACAGGAUUGCUACAUUACUACUUGCAGAUGUGGCGGAAACCCUGAUAUGCACUUGGCUAGAAGAGCUAACAGCGUGGACAAGAAAACAAGUGUUUGCCGUUUUUGAGGAAAUGUCGGAAGAAAGAAGUGAACCGGUGAUCAAAGAGACUGUGAGGGAGUUGAACGUUGAUGAAACGUGUCAUAUUAUAAUGGAAAAAUUACCAGAAACAUACAUAUUUGGCGAAGAGACCCUGAGUCGAGCUGUGAGACUGUUGAUUAGCAGCUUCAGCCACAAGAGCGUCAACCAGGACGUUAUGUAUCGGGUUUUGGACCUAAUUGCCGCUCAUUUUAAGAAGUCGGCUGCAUUAAGAAGUUAUUCUUUUGAUAACAACUGA